CACCCACCCGACUCUGAAUCUCAGAGCCAACCCUGUCUGAAGUCAGGGCAGCUCUGUGUGAGAUGCACAGAGUAAAUUCCUGCUGGAAAUCACUCUAUAUACAGACUCUGUUUUGGCGCUCCGUGACGUCACUAGUCACUUUUCUGUGCUGACGUCAGCGUCACAGCACAGAACCGGGAACGCUAGCGCGCUAUGAGCAUCCGCUAGCUAAACGGCGAAUUAACUGUCUUCUCUUUAACUACUACACACUUAAUAACUAUCAAAAUAUAGCACCGCCAAAGCGAGCGAACAUACCAUUAAUAUAUAUAUGGCGCUUGUGUACGUUUCUCACCUGUAAACACCAAGACAGACUCACUCACAUUAAUAGCUGCGUCACCGUCUGUGAUAUGCUGGUCUAACUUGUUUGUUUAAGACAAAAAUUACGGCGCCAGUCAUGGCAAAACUCGCUACUGCCACCUAGUGGCGGACACAUGUAUCGCCCUGCAGCUACUUCCUUAUGUAUAUACAGGACUGUCUCAGAAAAUUAGAAUAUUGUGAUAAAGUUCUUUAUUUUCUGUAAUGCAAUUUAAAAAACAAAAAUGUCAUGCAUUCUGGAUUCAUUACAAAUCAACUGAAAUAUUGCAAGCCUUUUAUUCUUUUAAUAUUGCUGAUUAUGGCUUACAGCUUAAGAAAACUCAAAUAUCCUAUCUCUAAAUAUUAGAAUAUCAUGAAAAAGUAUACUAGUAGGGUAUUAAACAAAUCACUUGAAUCGUCUAAUUAACUCGAAACACCUGGAAACACAUUUUCAAAUGUUGAGUUUGUUUUGCUGUUAUAAAUCUUUUUUUUUACUUGGUCUGAGGAAAUAUUCAAAUUUUAUGAGAUACGUAAAGGUAAACAAAAGUUUGAAGCAGACCUUUUAGCUCCGGCGUUGGUCUACCUGUGUUAAUCACGUCCCCUUUUGACUGAAAGUCCAGUUUUUAGACAUUUUUAAGCUUAGAUAUAUAAUUCUCUUCCAUGUUGGCAGUCUGGCGUAGCAAAAUACAAAAACAAACGGACUUGACUCGCCUGGCGCCUCAGCGUAGAAGAAGCAGCAACAAGUACCCGUUGGCUCACUAGCGCCCCUUCCAUGAGGCAGAGUAUUAUCACCUCACCCUGCGCCUUUUCACUGCGGUUUUAUUUCCCAUCAGCAAUACUAAAUAUGUCACUUACAAACAUUAAACUGUAAUGGUUAAAGACCUUAGCCAGACUGUGGAAAAUCAGGGCAAAUAAACAUAUCUGCAAACAUUAUAUUGGCGACAUGCAGAGAUACGGCAACCCGCACGGGCCAAUUGCAUGUCUCAACCCAGUUUGUGAUGGAUUGCGCAAUCAGAGGUGAAGCCCGACUCGUCGCCUCAACUCUCGUUUCAUCCUGUAUUUGAACAGGAAAUAGGCAAAUUCAGCGAUUUUGACUAUCAAAUGUUCGAAAUUAGUCACACAUAAAGAUCGGUGGACAAAUACUAAUAUGAAUUUGAUGUUAUCAUUAUUAUUUUUUUAAACUUUUUAAAACACUUUUUUUACUCAUGCCUCCCCUGACCGCACGUCCCUGCUUGAGAGUAUAUCCCCGGCCUAUCCCCGGCCUUCCCCUGUGUGUGUGAAGCCUUUCUCGUGGCCUAGUAACCUCCACUCUGUGAGUCAGGCGACCGAGGGCCCUCUGCUCCACCGACGACGCUCCUGCGACCUUUGGCCCCUGCAGGCUCCCGGUGAGCAAAGCUCGACGCCCGAGGCACAGCGAGAGCUGAGCGGAUACUCCAUUGUUUCUGUUUCUGUCCCCACAUCAGGAAUAAAGCCACACAUCAUGGUGUUCAAGACGAUGUUUUCCUUCAUCACGUCGUUCAUUCCGACUUCCUACAUACCGGAGUGGUUCACCCUUGAUGCAAAUCCAGUGACUUGUUUACUUCAAGGACUGAUCGGUGCUUGUGGCAUCUCGGUGCUCUGCUCCCUGAUGAGGCUGCACUUGUUUCUAGAAGAGGAGAGUUGUAGUGACACAAAGGACGCGUCGACCCCCGGUCACCACAGGAGGGCUCACUCCGGACUCGUUGGGAAGCUCCAGUUUCUGCUCGUGACCGGGACGCUGGCCGUGGUGGGCUCCCGCGUCGCCUCCCUGGUGGUGCUGGAGUUUUGUAUUCGAGCCGUCUCCGGAUUGGCCACAGCAGGACCUGACUCCAAGAGAUGUGUGCAGCAGCUGCUGGUUCAAAGCCAGUUCUCCCUCGGCUGCGCUCUAAGCUGCAGUCUGCACUUUCUCCACGAGGGGGCGACGCAGCGCUGGCUGUGCCUGCUGCUGGCCGCGGCGCUCGGCUGGUUCCUGGCGGGCCAGGCGGCGCUGCUGCUGCGCCACGUCCUGCUUCUGUACAAGCUGCACAGCUCGCAGCGCUACUGCGGCAUUUGCAUCGGCCUCCUCGCGUGGGGCCGCCGCCUGAUGCCCGCGCUGUGCCGGGCCGUGUGCGUCACCUUCUCCGUGGCGGCGGUGGCCGCGGUGUCGAUCAUCAAUCAGCACUUCCUCUCUACGUCUGAGGCCCUCCGGUUUUGGACCCCGUUGACUAUCUGCUACACACUGCUGGUUGUGUACAUGCAGGAGGACCAACACCGUCAGCCCGGCAGCCAGGCGGUGCUGAACACGGUGGUGGUGCGUCUCGGCGGUUUAACGGUCCUGAUGCUGACUGUUGGACGCUGGGCUGACGUGCUCCACAUCCUAAUGUGCUUCCUGGGUGAAGCCAGCUGUCUAAUCCCCACUAAGGAUCUGCUCGAUGCCGCAUUAUCGCAGGAGGAAGAGGACGCCACACACUACGCGAGAGGAGAGCCUCGACGAAGACCACAGACACAAGAGAAGGAGCAUCGGAGAUAGAAGCGUCCUUUUAGUCCUCGUAUAGGGCCACACCAAAAAUGUACUAUUUUGUAUUCAGUGUAAUGUUUUUUUCAUUAAAAAAAAGACUCCAAAGAGGAAAGCAGA
This is a messenger RNA of Pseudoliparis swirei, 2965 nucleotides long. RefSeq names its product transmembrane protein 82 (gene tmem82). The record is from RefSeq and is a predicted model, not a curated record. Bases 1814 to 2860 code for a protein of 348 amino acids. NCBI's taxonomy places the organism in Eukaryota, Metazoa, Chordata, Actinopteri, Perciformes, Liparidae. The transcript is spliced from 6 exons.